UUUGCUGAUUUUUGAGAGGUUAUUUGUUACAUCUGUCAAAAUUCACAACAUUUUACAAGCGGCAUUUGUUUUGAUUGCAAUUCAGUGAGUUUUUAGGGCUUUAUUGAUAAUGGACGGGGAUUUAUACGAUGAAUUUGGCAACUAUAUCGGCCCGGACCUAGAAUCGGACUCUGAUGAUGAGCAGAGUGUUUACGGACAGGAUAAUCGCGAUGCGGACGAGGAUGCGAUGGAGGAGGACGAGGACGCCGAUGCCGAGCCUGAAGCGGCUCCAAUGUCGGUUGUUCUACAUGAAGAUAAGAGAUACUAUCCCCAAGCAGUAGAAGUCUAUGGCCCAGAUGUAGAAACUGUAGUACAAGAGGAGGACACACAAGCACUGGACAAGCCCCUCGUGGAGCCGGUUAAACACAAGAAGUUCCAAAUGCAAGAACAGCAGCUACCAGAGACGACAUAUGAUAUGGAGUACAUGGCAGAUAUGCUGGAUAAUACUAACUUGAUGAGGAACAUCACUUUGAUGGGACACUUACAUAAUGGUAAAACCUCCUUCGUGGACUGUCUGAUCCGGCAAACCCACCCCAGCACAAUAAACCAUGAGACAACCAUACCAAUGCGAUACACGGACACACUGUUUGUGGAGCAAGAACGUGGUGUCUCCAUCAAGUCCAUGCCGGUCACACUGAUGCUCAAGGAUAUUAAGGGGAAAUCACAUUUACUGAACAUUAUGGACACACCUGGACAUGUUAACUUCAGUGAUGAGGUUACUGCUGCACUUAGGAUAUCCGAUGGCGCAGUACUAUUCGUCGACGCAGCAGAAGGCAUAAUGCUCAACACAGAGCGCCUCUUGCGUCACGCAGUGCAGGAGCGCGUACCGCUCACUGUAUGCAUCAAUAAGAUCGACCGCCUUAUACUGGAACUGAAGCUACCACCCGCGGACGCGUAUUACAAGCUGCGGCACAUCAUAGAUGAGAUCAACUCCAUGGUGGAGACCCACCAGCCACAAGACAACCCAGAGGAGCCUGCCACUGUGUUCUCACCAUUAUUAGGCAACGUCUGCUUCGCGUCAUCGCUCUACGACGUGUGUUUUACGCUGGAAUCGUUCGCCGCGAUGUACGCGUCCGCACAUGACUGCGGCCUACGCGCGAGCGACAUGGCGGCAUGGCUGUGGGGCGAUAUAUACUUCAACGCUAAGACGCGCCGUUUCACCAAGAAGCAACCACACGCUUCUGCGCAGAGGAGUUUCGUAGAGUUUAUACUCGAGCCGCUCUACAAGAUCUUUGCUCAGGUGGUAGGCGACGUGGACGACACUCUGCCCGCAGUGCUGUCGGAGCUAGGCAUCAAGUUAACAAAGCAAGAGGCCAAGCUGAACGUGCGCCCGCUGCUGAGGCUGGUUUGCAGCAGAUUCUUCGGUGACUUUUGUGGUUUCGUGGCUAUGGUGAUACACCACGUGCCGUCGCCACUAGACGCGGCGCCGCGCAAGGUCGCGCACGCGUACCGCGGCUCCGCGGGGCCGCUGCACACCGAUAUGAUCAACUGCGAUCAGUCCGGUAGGCUGGUCGCUCAUACCACCAAGAUGUAUCCCACUGAUGACUGCACUUUCUUCUUGGUGUUAGCACGAAUAAUGUCGGGUACAUUGUACGCGGGGCAAACAGUUCGAGUGUUGGGAGAGAACUACAGCACGCAAGACGAAGAGGACUCACGUAUUAUGAACGUUGGACGACUGUGGAUAUACGAAGCGCGGUAUAAGGUGGAACUAAAUCGCGUACCGGCCGGUUGUUGGGCUCUCAUCGAGGGUAUCGACCAGCCCAUAGUGAAAACCUGUACUCUGGUCUCGGCUGAUGAAGAAGAAGAGCUGCACACCUUCAAGCCCCUGCGCUUCAACACGCAAGCCGUGGUCAAGAUAGCCGUCGAGCCCGUCAACCCUUCCGAGUUGCCUAAAAUGCUGGACGGCCUUAGGAAGGUCAACAAAUCAUACCCGGUUCUAUCGACUCGCGUGGAAGAGAGUGGGGAACACGUAGUGCUAGGCACUGGAGAGCUAUAUCUGGACUGCGUCAUGCACGACCUGCGUAAUAUGUAUUCCGAAAUCGAUAUCAAAGUUGCCGACCCAGUGGUAUCGUUCUGCGAGACGGUCGUGGAAACAUCGUCGCUCAAGUGUUUCGCGGAGACGCCGAACAAACGCAACAAAUUGACGAUGAUCGCGGAACCAUUGGAGCGGGGUCUCGCCGAGGACAUCGAGGCGGGCGCCGUGUGUGUCACGUGGGACCGGCGGCGUCUCGGGGAGUUCUUCCAGACCAAGUACGACUGGGAUUUGCUGGCAGCGCGUUCGAUCUGGGCCUUCGGACCCGAUGCGACAGGGCCGAAUAUCUUGGUAGACGACACAUUGCCCUCCGAAGUGGACAAGCAUCUACUGGCCUCCGUUAAAGACAGCAUUGUUCAAGGUUUCCAGUGGGGCACGAGAGAAGGGCCAUUAUGCGAGGAGCCGAUCAGGAAUGUCAAGUUCAAGAUUUUGGAUGCUGUGAUAGCUCAAGAACCUUUGCACCGCGGUGGUGGUCAGAUCAUUCCUACUGCGAGAAGGGUGGCAUACUCUGCGUUUCUGAUGGCAACUCCUCGCCUGAUGGAGCCAUAUUUAUUCGUGGAAGUGCAGGCGCCAGCCGACUGUGUGUCCGCUGUGUACACUGUACUGGCGAAGAGAAGAGGCCACGUGACGCAAGACGCUCCAGUGCCCGGCUCGCCGCUAUACACCAUCAAAGCGUUCGUGCCCGCGAUAGACUCGUUCGGCUUCGAGACGGACCUGCGCACGCACACACAAGGCCAGGCCUUCUGUCUACAAGUGUUCCACCACUGGCAGAUAGUGCCGGGCGAUCCACUCGAUAAGAGCAUUGUCAUUAGACCUUUGGAACCGCAGCCAGCCACGCAUCUAGCACGUGAAUUCAUGAUCAAGACACGCAGACGGAAAGGCCUGAGCGAGGACGUGUCUAUCAACAAAUUCUUCGACGACCCUAUGUUGCUGGAGCUCGCAAGACAAGAUGUACAAUUCAAUUAAACUUUAUAUGUUUUUUUUUA
Messenger RNA from Maniola jurtina (meadow brown), 3057 nucleotides. Its product is annotated as 116 kDa U5 small nuclear ribonucleoprotein component. Gene Ontology annotation, cellular component: U2-type catalytic step 2 spliceosome; U4/U6 x U5 tri-snRNP complex; cytosol. Gene Ontology annotation, molecular function: GTPase activity; translation elongation factor activity; U5 snRNA binding. The coding region runs from base 110 to 3037 and encodes 975 amino acids. The record is from RefSeq and is a predicted model, not a curated record. The transcript is spliced from 16 exons. NCBI's taxonomy places the organism in Eukaryota, Metazoa, Arthropoda, Insecta, Lepidoptera, Nymphalidae. Gene Ontology annotation, biological process: mRNA splicing, via spliceosome.